This is a messenger RNA of Venustampulla echinocandica, 2076 nucleotides long. RefSeq lists its product as uncharacterized. The transcript has 3 exons. Lineage: Eukaryota; Fungi; Ascomycota; Leotiomycetes; Helotiales; Pleuroascaceae. The record is from RefSeq and is a predicted model, not a curated record. The coding region runs from base 1 to 2076 and encodes 691 amino acids. Gene Ontology annotation, biological process: carbohydrate metabolic process.
AUGGCAUAUCCACAACAAUCAUCCAUCCAAACCACCUUCGCCCCCUUCUCCUUCUGGAACCGUCGGCGAACCGUAGUCCGCAAGAACACUCUCCUCUAUCAACUCAGCGUCCUCAAGAAAACCGGCCGCUACGACGCCUUUCGAUUAAAGUGGCACCCAAUCUACGACGACGAAGAUCCUCUCAAUUGGCCGGUCCCAAAGCAUUUAUUCUGGGACUCCGAUGUGGCUAAAUGGAUCGAAAGCGCUUGUUACUUUCUAAGGGAGGAGCAUGAUAAAGAGAUUGAUGAUGCGGUCCAAGAGCUCGUCGAGAUGAUCGGGAAAGCACAGCAACCUGAUGGAUAUAACGCCGGUCACCUCAUCGAAGCAGCCUACAUCCACCACCUCCAUUACCAAAACGACCUUCUCCUCCGCCCCAUCACAAAAUACAUCUCCCUCCUCUCCCAAACCUUCGGCCCCGGCCCCCACCAAAUCCACGGCUACCCAGGCCACCCCGAAAUUGAACUCGCCCUCCUCCGUCUCUACUCCAUCACCCACGAACCCACCCACCUCAGCCUUGCACGGUAUUUCAUCACCGAGCGCGGAAACCCCCAUGGAGUGGAUGGAAAGCACUUUUAUUCUGCCGAGGCGGAGAAGCGAGGAGAGAAACUAAUGGAACGCCAGAACCCGUGGCCCAAAUGCAGGAGUUUCUGGUACAUGCAAGCGCAUAAACCAAUUUUGGAGCAAGACAGCGUCGAGGGCCAUAGCGUGCGGGCGAUGUAUCUGCUAACCGCCGUAGCGGAUUUGGUGCGGCUCGAUGAGGAGAGCAAGAACUAUUCCGGCAAUGCCAACGGCAACGACAGUGCAAUCACCACCCCCAAUGGUGGUACACAAACCACAGCCACCCCCUACCGCGACCCCCUCCACCGCCUCUGGCACAACAUGAUCAACAAGAAAAUGUAUCUCACCGGCGGCAUCGGCGCCAUCCACCAAUGGGAAGGAUUCGGAAUCGACUACUUCCUCCCCCAAGGCACCUCUUCCGGGGGCUGCUACGCCGAGACCUGCGCCUCGAUUGGAGUCAUGAUGCUGGCCGAGCGACUCCUCCAGAUCGACCUCGAUGGGAAGUACGCGGAUGUCAUGGAGCUGUGCUUGUACAAUGCGGUACUGACGGCGAUGAGUCUGGACGGGACGAAAUUCACUUAUGUGAACCAGCUGGCGAGCUCGGAGGAUGAGGAGGGCGGGAAGGAUGGAGGGGCGGGGGAUGGAGGAAAUGGGGGGAGUAGUUUGAGUAAGCGGGAGGCGUGGUUCGAGGUUGCUUGUUGUCCGCCUAAUGUAUGCCGGACGAUGGGGAUUCUGGGGGGGUAUGUCUGGAGCCAUGGUGAGGAUGAGGGUGGGGUGUUCGUGAAUGUCCAUCUGUAUACGUCUGCGAGUUUGGAGUUUCAAGCUGGAGGAGGGCAGAAAAAGGUGGAGCUGAAGCAGGAGAGCAAUUGGCCGUGGGAAGGAGAUGUGAAGUUUGAGCUGAAGACAUCUUCGGAUAUCCCGGUGACGAUCAGGCUUAGGAUCCCGGCGUGGGCGGAGGGGUAUGAGAUCUCACCUUCCCUCCCCUCCGCAACCACCAUCCAAAAAGGUUACCUCACCCUCCCCCCCUCCUACACCUCCCACCACCGCACAUUCACCCUGUCCAUCUCCGGCUUCACCCCGCGCCUCAUUCGCCCGCACCCCUACACCGCAUCCGACAUCGUCGCCGUUGCCCGCGGCCCCAUCGUCUACUGUGUCGAAGACGUCGAUAACCCGUGGGUCACGAACCAUUUCCGGGAUGUGGCAAUCGAUACCUCUGUGCCCUUGCGUUUGCUCGAAGUGGGUGAGAAGAUAGGAGGGAAGGAGGAAGAGGAAUAUGUGGCGAUUAAGGCACCGGGGGCGGGGGUGUUGCUUGAGAAGGAGGCGGAGGAAUGGACGCUGUUUGGUGGUGGGAAGAAGGGUGGGGAUGGGAAGGACAAGGAGGAGGAGGGAAGGAGGGAUUUGGUGUUUGUGCCGUAUUAUGCGAGGGCGAAUAGGGGCGGGAAGGGGAUGAUGAGGGUUGGGCUGAGGGUGAUGCGGUAG